Molecule: messenger RNA, 3666 nt
Organism: Ictidomys tridecemlineatus (thirteen-lined ground squirrel)
Lineage: Eukaryota; Metazoa; Chordata; Mammalia; Rodentia; Sciuridae
Source: RefSeq, a predicted model, not a curated record
CUUUUGUUUUCAGAAUAAGGCCUAGGACUGACUGGUAAAUGUAGAGGGACUGCUGGAUUUGGAAAAAUCAUUAUUUUGCAACCAUCAUAAUAAAGAUUGUAUUAGAUAAAAAUCAUCAGAUUUAGCAUAUGGAGUGCUAACUGUAGGGGGAUAUUUUGAUGAAAAAACGGGAUAUUUGCUUGCUUUUGAAGUGCCACCCCACAGACUGCUUGUUUUCUUACAAGGGAGAAAAUGCACAGUAAUUUAAGAAAUUGGACAACACUGUGACUGGAUGAUAAAAGUUAAGAGCAUCAUUGAAGGACAGAUGAAAAUCAUGUGUCUCCAGAUGUGAUUCCCUGAGUACACAUCACCACCUUUGUAGUGUUCUAUGGGUUCUGGCACAGAGUUCUGGAGAAUCAUACAAGUAUAGAAAUAUAUAGAAGAGAAAUUUUGGCUCUUCCACAGAGCAACCAAUCCUUCAGAUUGAAGUUGGUACCAUGCAGCAAGAAACAGAGAGAUGUAGAGUUCGAGCCAAAAGGCCUGACAUGGCACUUUAUGUACCUAAAGCUCGAAGGGGUACAGUGCUCCUCAAUACAUGUGAUAAGGAAAAAAGCUGUGGUCUUUCUAAUUCUGUGAUAAAAGAAGAACAGAGAGAAGUUUGUCUGUCCCAAAAGGAGAUCAUUGGAGACAAACCUGGAGCUCAACAAUUAAGUAUUAAUCCUGAUAGAAAGGAGCAUAGUUAUAGGGAAGGAAGAAAAUCUUCAACAAAAAGAAAAGAUACAUACCUUCAAAAAAGGAAAAAAGAUAAGGUUUGUACUAAGAGAGGAGCCACAGAAUCCAGUGAAGUAUUAUCCCCAGAACAUCAGCAAAAAGUUCCAAAUACAGAGAUUAUACCCACUUCCCCUUUACAAAGACAACCAAAGAGCGUGGCGUGUUUGGAGGUUCAAACUACAGUUGUGACAGAACAUGAAGGGAUACUUCUAUCACAGUCUUGUUCAGAAAUCACCAAGGCUCAGGUUCUAAAACAACCAUUCCAGAAUGUAGACUUAUGUAACUUGAGUAGACUUGAAUCAAGUGGGGAAACUUUUGAAGGCAGAGAUUCAGAAAGCGGAAUUGAAACUGAUGCCAAAGUUGUAGAGAUACUAUCCCAGUUUCCUAGAGUUUUUACUACUAUAUUGAAACCUGAGAAUAUGAGUAUACCAGUAAAACUAAGCUCUGAUUCGGAAAUUGUACUAGAAGGUUUGCAAACAUCAGAUGGAAUGCUGAAGCUCAGCAAUGGAAGUAUCCCUACUGUUCCUGGAAGUCCAGAUAGUGUCAUUGAUCAAACUUGUAUAGACUUUGAAGUUGAGAAUAUAGGAGAUAAAGCCAAGGGUACAAAUUUCAUCUUGUGUCAGAAAGGUAUAGAUUCCAUUCCUGAGACUGUGGGUCUCAUCUCUCAUAAAAUGACUAUGACCAGCAAGUCAGAGAGCACAAAUGGCAUUAUGGAUUCAGCAGUGAUUAGAGAGUAUGAGAAGAAUAAUGUCACUGCUGAUGAGUUAUGUGUAAAGUGUGAACCUUCUGAUACAGUUGUCCUUACUCAUGAAACAGAUACAGAUAAUGGAUCCAAGAGUAUAGGUGAUAUUACCAGUAAGUCUUGUAUGAUGGACACUACAGGUGCCAUACAUGAUCAUAUAACUGUAAGCAGCCCUUGUGUAGUUGGAGUUACACUAGCUGAUGAAACUUGUAGCAAUACAAAUAGUUUCUCAAAAUAUAUAGAUAUAAGUUCAGAUGCAUCCCCUUUUCAUGCUAAAAGUGAGAGUGACUCAGAAAAUUUCAGCAGCCUGACUGCUUGCUCUGAUAUUUAUGUUGAGACUAUUUCAUCUAGUUUUACAGAGUCAACAGGAAAGUUGAUAGAGAGCUUGUCAGAUUGUACUUCCUCCUUACCUAUAAAGAAGAUUACUGGUAGUAAUUGUAACAUUUUUUUGGACUCUGAACUCAGUUUGUCAAAUGGGACAAAAGUACUUUUAGAGAAUGCCUUGGGCAAUGAUCUGGAUAGUAUUGGUGAUAUAACAGAGGCAUUACAUGAACUAAGAACUGCUGAAGAGUUCAAAACAAAAAAGCAGGAUGACUCAGAGAAUAUAGGCUUUGGUGUAUCAGUUCCUGGUGGAGAAUCAUCUAUAGAAACAUCCAUGGAUUUUAACGUAACUGAAACUUCUCAGAUAGAGGGAAAUACUGCUACUGAAGAGAGCUGGGAAUCUAUGUUUAACGAUGAUGGUGAUUGCGUGGAUCCACGUCUUCUACAAGAGUUAUCAGGGAAUAUGAAGAACAGGGAAAGCAUCCAGGAACCUAGAUUUGAUUAUUACAACCAUGAAGUUCCUGAUAUUGAUCUCAGUGAAUGUGAGUUUCCACAUGUCAUUGAAAUUUAUGACUUCCCCCAAGAAUUUCGUACAGAAGACCUUCUACGGGUUUUCUGCAGUUACCAAAAGAAAGGAUUUGAUAUUAAAUGGGUGGAUGAUACACAUGCCCUAGGAGUAUUCUCCAGUCCAAUUACAGCUCGUGAUGCUCUGGGUAUUAAACAUACGAUGGUGAAGAUCAGGCCCCUGUCACAGGCCACAAGAGCAGCCAAAGCCAAAGCUAGAGCUUAUGCUGAGUUCCUCCAGCCAGCAAAGGAGCGACCUGAGACUUCAGCAGCCCUAGCCAGAAGGUUAGUUAUCAGUGCUCUUGGGGUCCGAAGCAAACAGAGCAAAACAGAACGGGAAGCAGAGCUAAAGAAACUGCAAGCAGCCCGAGGUUCCUCCUAUCUAUUGAUAAAACAGGGGCUUUAUGGAUUUAGAGGACUCUUCCUUUAUUUUGCUUCAGAGCUCUCCUAUUCUUUAUGUCUGAGAACAUGCAUAUGGAAAAUUUCCUGAGAGAAAGCGGUUGGAAGCCAAGCAACGGGAAGACAUUUGGGAAGGUAGAGACCAGUCUGCAGUUUGAACAUCACACAAUGAAAGAGCUGAUUCCAUGAAUCAAAAAGUGUUUUCAUAGUCUUCAGAUAAGAGGAUCUUUCCAGAGCUAUGUACAUGCAGGUGUGCAUGUUAAAGAAAGAGAAAAAGUGAUCAAGACAAAGAGUGGAUAUAUAGAGAGAAGAUAAAUUCCUGUCUUCGCUCCUAAAUGCAGCUCUUUGGAAGUGCCCUACUGUAGUGUAUAUAAAAGGGAGCCAUCUGUUGGGAAGAAACAUGGAAGAUGUGACUUCCAAAAGUCCUCUAAACAGGGCAAGUCAUACUAGUGUGGGUCACACUUCCUAAAAUGUCUAAAGCAAAUGCAAAACAGAAAAGAGGAUUCAAACCUGCAAUGAUGGGAGAUUUAGGCCUUGCAAAGAUGGAGCAUUCUUUAGUACCUCACAGAGCUAAGAACAGCAAUACCAGGGGGCAAGUAGGAAACACUUAAUACAAAGAGACAGAACAGUGUCUGCUGUAGUUGACAUACACAGAAUCUACACUCUCAGUUCCAUAACUCUAAAAUUGGUGAACUGCAGCAGAUGUGGGUAUUUGGACUCCAGAGUUUGUACUGAGCUCAGUGCCUGGGGCUGCUCCAGCUGCAUAGCAGCCAGGGGGCUUGCCAGCUUCAUUCCUCAUCAUAAGCCAUUCUUGGGGAGCUGUGUACCAGUUUCAUUUUAAGCAGUAAUGUGUUGUAAGAGAGAGAUUAAAGGCCAUUUUAUGACACAUA